ACGUGCGUGCGUGGGCGCGGUCUAUAGCACGCCCGGCGUGGGACGGAUGUCCGGGCCGGCUGGGCCGGGGCCGCGGACGAGAUGGCGGAAGGUGGAGGAUGUGGUGAGCGACCGGAUGCGGAGACUCAAAAGUCCGAGCUUGGAGCCUUAAUGAGGACCACACUCCAACGCGGGGCGCAGUGGUAUCUUAUUGACAGCCGGUGGUUUAAGCAGUGGAAGAAGUAUGUGGGCUUUGACAGCUGGGACAUGUACAGUAUGGGUCAACAUAACGUAUUUCCUGGCCCAAUUGACAACUCUGGGCUCUUUUCAGAUCCUGAGAGUCAGACCUUGAAAGAACACUUAAUUGAUGAAUUGGACUAUGUAUUGGUCCCCACCGAGGCCUGGAAUAAAUUACUAAACUGGUACGGCUGUGUAGAAGGCCAGCAGCCCAUCGUCAGAACAGUCGUGGAGCAUGGCCUGUUUGUCAAGCACUGCAAAGUUGAGGUGUAUUUGCUGGAACUGAAGCUGUGUGAAAACAGUGACCCCACAAAUGUGCUGAGUUGCCAUUUCAGCAAGGCAGACACCAUUGCAACCAUUGAGAAAGAGAUGCGGAAACUGUUCAACAUCCCUGCAGAGCGUGAAACACGGCUCUGGAACAAAUACAUGAGCAACACCUACGAGCAGCUGAGCAAGCUGGACAACACUGUCCAGGAUGCUGGGCUAUACCAGGGUCAGGUGCUAGUAAUUGAGCCUCAAAAUGAAGAUGGCACAUGGCCCAGGCAGACCUUGCAGUCAAUCCUAUUACUCAUUGUUGCCUUGGGAGCUUGCUGGGGAAAUUGUUCAGCUACAAAACUGGAACUACAGACACGUCUAUCUCAGGAGAUGUUCAUGUGGCCUUGGACUGUGACCAUUACAUAAUAGUGGGCUUCUAGCUCAUUUGAAAACCGUGAAAACUGUGAACUCUUAAAAGAAGUGUUAGACCCCCUGAAGACCAGUCAUGGACUCCAGUUUAAGAAACCCUGGUUGCCAGUUCCUGACAAGAUGAAUAAAAUAGCAUGGUAAGCAUAACUGUGCUCACUCUCACCCCAAGAUGUCCAUAUUCUAAUUCCCAGCAUCUGGGACUAUGUUGGGUGACAUGGCAAAAGGGAGUUUAUAGAUGGGAUUAAGCACAAUGGUGGGUGCCUGUAGACCCAGCUACCUGACAGGCUAAGGUGGGAGCAUUGUUUGAAUCCAGGAGUUUGAGGCCGCGGUGAGGUAUGAUUCCGCCACUGCACUCCAGCCUGGGUGACAGCAGCAAGAUGUCAUCUCCGUUUAAAAAAAAAAAAAAAAAGGCGGGUGGAUCAUGAGGUCAAGAGAUCGAGACCAUCCUGGCCAACAUGGUGAAACCCCGUCUCUACUAAAAAUACAAAAAAAUUAGCCAGGCAUGGUGGCACAUGCCUGUGGUCCCAGCUACUCGGGAGGCUGAGGCGGAAGAAUCGCUUGAACCCGGGAGGCGGAGGUUGCAGUGAGCCGAGAUUGUGCCGCUGCACUCCAGCCUGGAGACUCCGUCUCAGAAAAGCAAAACUCCAUCUCAAAAAUUAAAAAAAAAAAAAAUUUGUUCACCGGAGAGUAAAGGCAAGCCAUAUAGUGAGAGAAGAUAUUUGUAAUACAUGUCUGACAAGUUGUGUUCAAAAUUUUUUUGAAUUUCCUGAGACAGAGUCUUGCUCUGUUGCCCAGGCUGGAGUGCAAUGGUGCCAUCUCAGCUCACUGUAACCUCUGCCUCUCAAGUUCAAGUGAUUUUGAUGCCUCCGCUACCUGAGUAGCUGGGACUACAGGCACCCACCAUGUCCACCUAAUUUUUGCAUUUUUAGUAGAGAUGGGGUUUUACCAUGUUGGCCAGGCUGGUCUUGAACUCCUGGCCUAUAGUGAUCUGCCUGCUUAAGCCUUCCAGAGGGCUGGGAUUAUAGGCAUGAGCUACCACUCCUGGUCCUAUAUCCAGAGUCUCAAAGAAACUCCUAGUCAAUACUAAAAAGUCAGACAACAACAGUAAAAAAAAGAGGCAGAAAAUUUAGAAUUAUAUGUGCAUUCUGCUACUCAACAAUCCUCUUGCUAGGCAUUUAACUAAUAGAAAUAUAUCCCAUGUUCUCUUAAAUACAUAUUUUAGGAUGUUUGUGCUAGCACUGCUUGUCAUAGUCACAAACGAGCUAACCCAAAUGUCUGUGGAAAGUAGAUGGAUAAACUACAGUAAGUGUAUGCACACAUGAAAUUCUGUAUAGCUGUGCACAAUAGUGAUGAGUCUUAUGAAAAUGGUGAAUGAAGGAAGGUUGACACAAAGCAUGGCAUAAUGAUUCUGUUGAAAUAAAGCUUUAUAACAGGAAAAAUUAACCUUGGGGACUCCAGGUCAGGACUGGUUAGUGUUGGAAAGAAUUGUGACUGAAGUGUGAGGAGGACACCUAUGGGCCUGGGGCUUGUCCUCUUUCUUGGUUGGGGUACUGGUUACAUGGAUGUAUCACUUGGUGUAAAUUUCUUGAUUUAUUCACUCAUGAAAAAAUGGAGCCUCAGUCUGUCACCCAGGCUGGAGUACAGUGGCAUUAUCUUGGCUCACUGUAACCUCCGUUUCCUGGGUCCAAGCAAUUCUUGUGCCUCAGCCUCCCGAGUAGCUGGGAUUACAGGUUGCAUGCCACUCAUGCGUAGCCAAUUUUUGUAUUUUUAGUAGAGACCAGGUUUUGCCACGUUGGCCAGGCUGGUCUCAAACUCCUAGCCUCAAGUGAUCUGCCUGCUUCAGCCUCCCAAUGUGCUGGGAUUAUAGUCAUGAGCCACUGUGCCUGGCCACUAUGCAUUCAUGAGUUAUGUAUGUCUCUAUGUAAUACUUCAAUUAAAAGUUUAAUAAUAGGCAGGGUGCAGUGUCUAAUAUGGUGAAACCCCGUCAACAAUAAAAAAAAAAAAAUCAGCCGGGCAUAGUGGCUCACACCUGUAAUUCCAGCACUUUGGGAGGUCAAGGUGGGCGGAUAAUAAGGUCAACCACCAUCUUGGUCAACAUGGUGAAACCCCAUCUCUACUAAAAUAUAAAAAUUAGCUGGCGGCGGUGGUGGUGUGUGCCUGUAGUCCCAGCUAUUUGGGAGGCUGAGGCAGGAGAAUCGCUUGAACCUGGGAGGCGGAGAUUGCAGUGAGCCAAGAUCACACCACUGCACUCCCACCUGGUAAGAGAGCAAGACAAUGUCUCACAAAAAAAGUUUAAUAAUAAUAGGGUUUAAUAAUAGUAGGCCAGGUGCAUGAAAUCCCAUCUCUAUUAAAAAACAGAAGAAAAUUAGGUGCAGUGGCAUAAACCUGUAAUGCUAGCUCCUGGGGAGGCUGAAGCAUGAGAAUGGUGGUAGGGAUUGCAGUGAUCCUGGGUCAUGCCAGUGCACUCCAACCUGGGUAAUAGAGUGAGACUGUCUCAGGAAAAAAAUAAAAGUACAACAACAAUAAUAAUAAGCUUUAAGAAAGCAACUAAUAUCUGUAAUAUUCCAGGGGUAAAUUCUGGGUAAUGCCAACAUAGGUGUGAGGGGCAGGAGCUAGUAUAGAGCAGACCAGAGGAGAGAGAGAUGAGAAUGUCCUGAACUGCUAUUCUUGGGGUUGAAAAAGGUGAACAGUUGUAAGUUUAAGUAAUUUAUGGGGAAAAAUAAAAAUAGAGAUCCUAAUAAGGUAAUAGAACAACUAAUAGAAAUGGAAAGUUGAAUGUAUAACUUUGAAACAUGCUGUGUCAGGAAAGACUUGCUGGCAAAUGAGAAAAACCUGCAAAUUAGCAUGUUAAGCAAGAUGGAGGCUUACAUCUUUCUGAAAAUAAUUUUUGAUGUAGGCAGUCAAUUCAUUGCUGAUAAAUAAUAAUUCUCCAUAGCAUUAUUAGAAACCCAGCUGUUUUGUCUUUUUGCUUUACUGUGUGUGACCACAUUCUACUUCAAAGGUGGUCACUUCUGGCCCAGGUGACUGCUAGAACUGCAGUAAUUAGACCUGCAUUCCAGUAGUGGGGAGAGGAAAGAGGGAAGGAGGGCCUACCCCUUCCUUUUUAGGACAUUUCUCAGAAAUCAUACAUCAAAUCUUCCUUUACAUUUCAGUGGCCAAUCAUAUGACAAUACCUGGCUUCCAGGGAGCCUGGGAUGUACCGUAUAGCAGGACUGCAUCAUGUCCAGCUAAAAAUUUGAGUUCUCAAACUAAGGAAGGAGAGGAAAAUAGGUAUCAGGAGGUGAUUAGCAAACUGCCACACUUGCAAAAGGAAAGUUAAUGGAAGGCAAGAAUGAAGGGGGAUAAAAACCUAAGAAGUAUGGUAAUUAGAAAACAUGUUAGUACAUGUGGAAAAAGUGGGGAGGGGAAAAGAAAACCUGAAAUAAGGAGACUGAAUUAAAUUCAGUUAAGUCUGAUAACAGUAUUAGAAUCACCGUAGAUGAGUUAAAUUUACCAACCUAAAGAGACUCUCAGAUCAGACUUUAAAAGACAAACUAUGCCAGGGAUACAGUGGUGUGUGUCUAUAGUCCUAGCUACUUAGAACGCUGAGGAAGGAGGCUCGCUUGAGCCCAGGAGUUUGAAGUUACUGUGAGCCAUGAUUGCAUCAUUGCACUCCAGCCUCGGCAACAGAGUGAGACCCUGUCUUGGGGAAAAAAAAGUCAGGCGUGGUGGCUCACAUCUGUUAUCCCAGCAUUUUGGAAAGCUGAGGUGGGAGUAUUGCUUUAGGAUAGCAAUUUAAGACCAGCCUGAUCAACAUAGCAAAACUCCUGUCUCUACAAAACAUUUUUUUAAAUUAGAUGGGCAUGGUAGCUUGUGCCUGCAGUUCCAGCUACUUGGGAGGCUGAGAUGGGACAUCCCUUGAGCACAGGAGUUUGAGGCUGCAGUGAGCUGUAAUUGUGCCACUACACUAGGUGACAGAGCAAGAGCUCGUCUCAAAAAAAAAAAAAAAAAAAAGCCCGGCACAGUGGCUCAUGCCUAUAAUCCCAGCACUUUGGGAGGCUGAGGCAGAAGUUCGAGACCAGCCUGGCCAACAUAGUGAAACCCUGUCUCUACUAAAAAUAAAAAAAAUUAGCCGGGUGUGGUGGCACAUGCCUGUAAUCCCAGCUACCCAGGAGCCUUAGGCAGGAGAAUUGCUUGAACCCAGGAGGCAGAAGUUGCAGCGAGCUUGCAGUGAGCUGAGACUAUGCCACUGCACUUCAGUCUGUGCAAUAAGAGUGAAACUCUGUCUCAAAAAAAAU
Molecule: messenger RNA, 5177 nt
Organism: Callithrix jacchus (white-tufted-ear marmoset)
Lineage: Eukaryota; Metazoa; Chordata; Mammalia; Primates; Cebidae
Gene: USP4
Product: ubiquitin specific peptidase 4
Biological process (GO): protein deubiquitination
Cellular component (GO): nucleus
Molecular function (GO): cysteine-type deubiquitinase activity
Source: RefSeq, a predicted model, not a curated record